This is a messenger RNA of Drosophila innubila, 4199 nucleotides long. RefSeq names its product BUB3-interacting and GLEBS motif-containing protein ZNF207 (gene BuGZ). The coding region runs from base 131 to 1846 and encodes 571 amino acids. NCBI's taxonomy places the organism in Eukaryota, Metazoa, Arthropoda, Insecta, Diptera, Drosophilidae. The transcript has 7 exons. Gene Ontology annotation, cellular component: nucleus. The record is from RefSeq and is a predicted model, not a curated record. Gene Ontology annotation, molecular function: DNA binding.
UUUUGUUUUCUCACGAUACCGAUACCGACACGACGCUUGAAAAUAGUUUUUUUUACAAAAAGAGUUGUAAUUUUAUAGUUUUAUUUCGAGAGACUUGUUAAUUUCGUGUGUUUACAACAGAGUUCAUAGAAUGGGUCGUAAAAAGAAGAAGGCCUCCAAACCCUGGUGCUGGUACUGCAAUCGCGAGUUUGACGAUGAGAAGAUUCUGGUGCAGCACCAGAAGGCGAAACACUUCAAAUGUCAUAUAUGUCACAAGAAGCUGUACACGGGACCGGGUCUGUCCAUACAUUGUAUGCAGGUGCACAAAGAAACGGUGGACAAGGUGCCCAAUUCGCUGCCCAAUCGCUCCAACAUCGAAAUCGAGAUCUUUGGCAUGGACGGUAUUCCAGCGGAGGACUUGAGGGAUCACGAGAAGCAAAAGAAUGGUGGAAAGUCAGACUCGGAAGAUGAUGAGCCGGCAGCAAAGAAGAAAGUUGAAUAUCCCAUGUCUGUGCCACCUCCCAUGAUGAUGCCACCCAACAUGAUGCCGCCACACAUGCUGGGACAAUAUGGCAUGGGCAUGAUGCAGCACAUGCCGCCGCUGCCACCAUACCCGAUGCCAAUGAUGCCUCACAUGAUGCCACCGCGUCCAAUUUUUCCAGCAGCAAUGGCAACUACUUCAGCGGCGGCUGCUGCAGCAGCUGCGCAUCAUCAACAUCAACAUGCUGCAGCCAUGGCACAUCAGAAACCCACGUUUCCGGCUUAUAGCAACGCCACCAUAAGUGCUCCACCCACAACCAAUAACGCUGGUUUAGGCGGCGGUGCGGCGUCGAACGCUGCCCCAUUGGCUGCAACAGAUCCACACAAUCAGGGACGGCCGCCUAAUGCGGCCAAUGUGGCUGGCAAUGCAACCGGUGGCGGUGGCGGCGUUGUAGCCGCGGUAAGCACAAAAAUCAUGCAUCCAGCGGAGGACGCUAGUUUGGAGGAGCUGAGAGCCCGACAGCCCAAGUAUCAGGCGCGUGUGGCAGCUGCGCAUGCUGCCGCCGCUGCGGGACCUAAAGCAAACAGUCCCAGCAACAAUGGUGGUGGCGGUGGUAGUGGAGGCAGUGCUGCCUCAUCGAUGCCCUCAACGCCUCCUCCUCCCUCGCUGUCUGGCAUCUCGCCAACGGGCAGCGCUGCCGCGAACGCAAUCGCUGUGAGCACGGCCAUCUCCAAGGCACAGGAAACCGCCGCCCUGGUGGCCGUGGCGCAGGCGCACGCACAGGCUGCUCAGGUCGCUCAGGUUCAAGCCGCGCAUGCUCAACACAUGCAGGCACAGGUGCAGGCGGCUCAGGUCGCUCAAGCCGUUGCAGUUCAGCAACAUCAACAUCAACAGCAGGCGCAUGCUCAGGCUCAGGCGCAGGCUCAGGCUCAGCAUCACCAACAGCAGCAGCAACACCAACAGCAUCAUCAACAACAACAGCAUCAACAGGCCAAGCAACAACUGGAUGAGCUUAAUCGUGCCGUGAUGCUGCAACGUUUUCAGGCGGUGCGUCAGCCAACAAAUCCUGGUGCAGCUGCUGCGGCGGCUGCGGCCGCUGCCGCUGGCCUGGGCAUGAUGCCACUGCCUAGCCACAUGCAACUGAUGCAACCAAUGCAACCGAUGCAACUUCGAACUGGCGCCGUUGCCAUUGGACCACAUGGUACCCUUAUUGGUAGCAAUAUGUUGCGACCUGGUCCGUUGCCCGGCAUGCCGGCAGGUCUGUUACCAAUGCAGGCGAUUGGACUGCCGGGACUACAUGCUGGAGCGAUGCCAAUGCCGGGCAUGGGGGUAAUGUUGCCGGGACAUCCCAAUAUGCUGCAGAUGAUGCAGCCGCGCUUCAGAUGAUGCCUGUCUGCCGCGCCCGGACUGUUGCAGGCGCCCCCGCAGACGCAUCCACAGCAACCGCGACCAUUUCAGCGGCCCACGUUGACGGCGCUGCCGCAUCCACAGUCGCAGGCAUCGUUAGUGGGCCUGCCGCUGCCGCUGCUCUUUCACGAUUAAAAGAGACGUGGCCGCUGCUCAAUCAGCGUCGACCAAUCAAAAAGAACAACAACAAGAACAACAUCAGCAUCAACAAGAUCGACAACUAGAACCACAUCAUGUUGCAAGCAAAAAGCAAUCACAACUGCAAGCAAGUUUUCAUACUCAAGCUACGCAAAUUCUAAAGCUAUUUUUUCAAUGUAUAACAGUUUUGAGACACUCAUACACAGACAAGCACACACGUACACACACUCACCAUUCAUACACAGAUCACACUCACUAACAGAGAUGCGUAGAAAAGUUUUUUGAGUAUCUUAAAUUUGAUUUCAAUGCACCCGAUCUUUGAUUUUGAUUUAACUUGACAUAAAUUGUUAACUUUCCACUCUGUCUUUCUCUAUCUGUCUUUUAUAUGUUCAACUAACUUUGAUCGGCUAUUUGUGGUACGUGCACUCUCUAUCUUCUUGCAUAACACAACACUGUUCACGUGACAACAUUGCUCUAAUCAUAAUAAAAAUGACAACUCAUACGAUAGUGUAUGUGAUGCUAAAGCGCCUCCACUCGCAUCGCUUCUCAUUUGGCGUUCUCUAUGCUGUACUAUUGUUGUAGCAUCUAAAUCUUUUUUCUUCUUUCUUUCUCUCUAUACAUAAAUAUACUCCUAGGUAUACUAUAACUGUAAUUGUACAAUACUAGAAACAAAUAAUUCGUAACCACCUAAUAUAUAAAACAAAUAAUAUUGUAUCUUUGUUAACAUUAUUUUUUCAGUUACAUUUUUUUUAUUUAUCUUUUGUUUUUUUCUUUAAUUUCGUUUAGAGCUCUGAAGCCACUCACUCACGUUAAAGUAUGCCCUGUCCAUUUUCUAACCAAAACAAAGCCAAAAACAAUCAUAUAAAAAAAGAUACACGUUCGGACGUUGUCAUACUCUCUCUUUCUUCUUUUACCAUGUCUUCAGACUCACAAAGAAACGAAUUCUCUACGCUUUGGGUAAGAAACGGGCAACUAUUUACUAAAUACAAAGUAUACAAUUAUUGUGCGAAUUCGUAUUCAUCUGUGCGUAGCUUUUAGUAAUUUGUCCAUGUGCAAUGCUCCACAAACGUUUAUACUGUUAUUCAAUAUAUAUAACAGCAUCUAUGUGCGUCUUUCUCCUCCCCAAGCCUCAAAAAAAAAGCGUGUCGUAUUUUUUACUUGUUACUCGCUAUACGUUUCUCCUUCGUUCUUUCGUUUAUGGAUAAAGAGCACUCGUAAGUUAUUUAAACAAUUUAUACAAAAUUAUUCCUUUUGUGUACAUUUAUUUCAAUUUGGUCAGCAUCUAUCGAUGCGUUCAUCCCGCAAUCAGGUAUCUACAUAUUUUUCUUUUAUUAUACAUUCAUACGUACUAUUAUAAUUAUUGUUUUGUAUCAAAUUUAUCUACUUUAUCUUGGUUAUGGUAUUGUACUAAACAUUAAAAAACCCAUAUACAAUGUAGUUACAUUUAAUAGACCUUUUAUAUUCAACGUUUUCAGUUGAGAAUACCGCACAUGUUAGUAAGUACAUAAUACUUUCUCAUUGACCUACUUGAUCUAUAUAUACUAGUUGGUUCCUUCGUUAAUGUAGCGCUCUUCCAUUGGCUCACAGACUCAAAACUCCAGCUUCCUAGCAACAAAGUUAAACACAAUCAGGCUCAGGCUUUGUUAUUGGCUAACACAUAGCCCAAAUAUAACUACAUACAUAUAUCUUGAUUCUAGAUCUUAAGUUCUUCACACUUUAAUUUAUUUGUAUUGUAACUUGGUGAGGGGUCUUUAAAGAGCACCCAUGUUAAAGGGCGGCUUUAUAUUUAAAUACCCAGUGUAGCCUAGUCUAGUCAAUUUGUAGCACAACCCGAUCCCAGCCCCCAAUCGCUCGCUAUAUAAAAUAACAAUUACCACACACACGAGACACACUAACUAUAUAAACUUAUAUUUAUAUAUUUGUCUAUCAAUAUACCUGUCUAUACAUACAUGUAUAUUCUUAUGUGUAUUAUAACUAUAGAGCAAUAUCGUAAGCAAUGACAAGUGAAAAAACUACCAGGUAUUGUCGGAGUUGAGCCGCAAGCUUGGCUAGUUUUGCGCAAAAUUGAUGUUGGACUCUCAGGUCUGGCAUAUUCGCCGCAUCGUUCUUCGAUACCCUGUCCGGUCUUUUGAACUGAUGAUGGGUUUUAUGCGAUGUUAGAACGGCGUGCUUCAGACGAGAGUACCUCAAUGCA